AUGUUUCUCGCUUCUCCAACUCCCAUGCUUCAUUCUUUGGCUAAAGCAACAACUGAAUUUGUUGAAAAUCAUCCAGAUUUGCCUACUUCAAAUACAACUGAAACUUUGGCUGUUGUUAUACAGAUUUUCCAUCACAAUUUACAAAACAAAGAAUUUUAUGAACGUUUUUCUGAUCACGAUCGAGAUUUAUUAAUGCGUGUUAUGGUUGGGGCUGUUGUUCUUUAUGACCAUAUUGAUUCGAAUGGGGCUUUUACCAGACAAUCACCAAUUGAUAUACGUGGGGUUGUUGAUGUUAUUAAAUUACAUGGAAAUGAACAACAGAUAAAUCAAUUAAUGAAUGCUCUACGCUAUACUACAAAACAUUUGAAUGAUGCAGAUACCCCAAAAUCUAUUAAAGCCCAAUUUGUUUAA
Meloidogyne enterolobii is the source of this 411-nucleotide messenger RNA. NCBI's taxonomy places the organism in Eukaryota, Metazoa, Nematoda, Chromadorea, Rhabditida, Meloidogynidae. The record is from the annotation of a GenBank genome assembly.